Ananas comosus (pineapple) is the source of this 2528-nucleotide messenger RNA. Its product is annotated as putative disease resistance protein RGA4. Bases 217 to 2250 code for a protein of 677 amino acids. Lineage: Eukaryota; Viridiplantae; Streptophyta; Magnoliopsida; Poales; Bromeliaceae. The transcript has 2 exons. The record is from RefSeq and is a predicted model, not a curated record.
CUUAUCGGGGGCCUUUUGAACUCGAAAAUAGAUGCUGGACAUUGGAGAACGAUCAACAAUCAUAUUUGGGCACUAUCACACGGGGGAUAUGACAUUCUGCCAGUCCUCCGAUUGGGCUAUCGAUAUCUGCCAGCACGUCUGAGGCGAUGCUUUUCAUUUUGCUCAAUCUUUCCCAAGGAUUACAUAUUCGGACAAGAUGACCUAGUCUUUAGUUGGAUGGCUCUGGGCUUCGUUGCAUCUCAAGGAAACGUGCGAAUGGAAGAUCUGGCAACGACCUACUUUCAUGACUUGGCAAGUAGGUCCUUCUUUGAGCGAUCCCGGUUGAACCAUCAAUAUUAUGUAAUCCAUGAUAUGAUGCAUGAUCUGGCAGAAUCUGUUUCAAUAGACAAAUGUGCCAGGAUAGAAGAUGGUGAAUUUCAACAUAGUAUCCCUUCUACUGUUCGCCAUCUAUCAAUAUGUACCAAAAACCUCGAACCUGGAAAGUUAGCAGGCGUAGGUAGCUAUAAUAAGUUGCUUUCACUUACGAUAAUGAAGAAUAUUGAACUUGAUUUGAGGUCCGUAAUUCAUUGCUGGUUUCAACAGCUCACAAAUAUUCAAUUGUUGGAUCUGAACACUUGUGAGAUUGAAGAGCUACCUGAUAGUAUAGGCAAUUUAAAGCAGCUCCGGUACCUUGACAUAUCUUAUACUGGUAUUAGAAGGUUACCUAAGUCCUUUUGUUGCCUUCAUAAUAUGCUGUUUUUGUUCAUAAAGGGGUGCAGAUUUGAGGGUUUUCCUGAUGGUUUUGCCAAUCUGAUCAACUUGCGGCAUAUUGAUAUUGAAUCAAAUAUGUUUUCAGCGAUAACUGAGAUUGGGAAGCUGACUUCUCUUCAGGAAUUGCCAUGUUUUGAAGUUCUAAAGGAGGACGGGCAUGGUAUUGGAGAAUUAAAGGAUUUGACUCAGCUUCAUCGAAGUUUGGUAGUCAAAAAUCUUGAGAAUGUUGAGAGUGUGGAAGAUGCUUACCAGGCUAAGUUGGACAACAAGGAGUACCUUAAUGAGUUGGUCCUUGAAUGGUCUCUUAGUAGAAAUGCUAGAUCGAGAUGCAGCAGCUACUUUGCUAUGGAUGAGGAGGUGCUUGAGGCUCUCCGGCCACAUUCGAAACUGAAAGAGCUGGAAAUCAGAUGGUAUAGAGGUAUGCUACCUCCCAGUUGGCUAUGUACACAGAUGUUGCCUUGCUUGGUUAAACUCUCUAUUCAACAUUGCCCCAAUCUUUUGAAUUUAUCUUGCCUCCCGCCUUCCCUCAGAGUGUUAGAGUUGGUAAAUGUGGGCUUGCGCUCACUUCCCAUACUGUGGGAUGAAGGUUCAACCGACAAGCGCAUAAGUGGACAAAAGUGCAACAAAGGCAUAAUGUCAUCCCUCUCUAUGUUAUCCAUUCGAUUGUGCCCAAAACUUGCAAGUCUUGCACAGUUGUCACCUCACCACCUACCGGCUGUAAAAUCAAUAUGCAUCAAACAUUGUACAGAGCUAGUUUCCCUGCCAGUGGAAAGUUUUGGGGGCUUUAUCUUUCUCGAGUUCUUGGAUAUAACAGACUGCCCCAACUUCCCUUGCCCAAGGAAAAUGGUCUUACCAUCCUCCAUCAAAAGAUUGACUCUAGAUUCAUGUGGUUAUCUUGGUGAAUCACUUCCCGGCUGCCUACAGUACCUAAGCCAUCUCAUGUUCUUAAACAUAUGGUGCUGUCCACACAUAGAAUCCCUCACCGGGCAAGUGUUCCAUCAUCUGAGAGCUCUCAAGUGCUUAUAUAUUAGCGAAUGUCCAGAGCUAAGGUCUUUAAGUGGAUUAGAGGCUCUCACGUCUCUGCAAGAGUUGACUAUUCUGAAGUGUCCCCAUCUCGCUGAAUCAGAGUCAUUCUCUGACACGAAAGAGCAGCAGAAGGGUAUGCCACUGCUCGAGCUGACCAUUGACAACACUGCCCUUCUUCAACUUCUGUCUCUAAGAAAUUUAUUUUCCUCUUCCUCAAAUCAUUCCUUAAAUCUUGCAAUCUGGGAAUCUUGUGAAUCUGUGAUGUUUGUUGGAGAGGAUGAGGAAUGGUUGCAAAUUUUCAAAACACUCCGGGUAUUAUCUUUUAUGAGUUGUGCCAAUCUUAAGUCGCUGCCAAGUUGGUUACGUAGCCUGACCUUCCUAGAAAAGUUGAGAAUUUGUAAUUGUCCUCAUAUCAUCUUGCCGCGGAAGGAGAACUUGCCUACCUCUUUAAAAGACUUAUGCUUUGACGAUUGAUCUGUUGUUGAUGGAGCGAACGGAACAGCAUCGUUUCCUGAUGAAUUUCAGAAUGGGUGAAACUUCUUUGUCGAGGUGGUUUAUUUUCAACGAACAAAAUACAUCAAGGGUGACGACUAGCAUAAGGAAGGUUUGGUGUUGGCUUUUCUUCGAAACGAAUUCGAGUAUGAAGUAGUGUACGAGUCACUUUUGUUUGCUCUGCUGUCAUUUCUUUUGGCAUUUAGUAAAGGUUGGAAAAUCUACUUAUAUAGCAACAUUUGUUAUGUGCCUCUUUAUGC